Messenger RNA from Gasterosteus aculeatus aculeatus (three-spined stickleback), 1738 nucleotides. RefSeq names its product ELOVL fatty acid elongase 1b (gene elovl1b). Gene Ontology annotation, biological process: fatty acid elongation, polyunsaturated fatty acid; fatty acid elongation, monounsaturated fatty acid; sphingolipid biosynthetic process. Gene Ontology annotation, molecular function: fatty acid elongase activity. Gene Ontology annotation, cellular component: endoplasmic reticulum; endoplasmic reticulum membrane. Lineage: Eukaryota; Metazoa; Chordata; Actinopteri; Perciformes; Gasterosteidae. The record is from RefSeq and is a predicted model, not a curated record.
AGUUUAGACAGGUCCCCUCCCACCACAAGAGGAGCCCAAUCACCCGCCGAGUCGUCGACAAUCGACACCAUACUGGGAGCCCAACUCGUGGCGGUGCAGAGACACAGAAGGAGAGAGAGGGAGGGAGAGAAAGAGAGAGAAAAGGAGAGAGAGAGAGAGAUCACUCCACCUUUUUGUAUUCCAGCUGACGCCGAGCGGUCUCUUGUCGUGAGGAAGGUUUCCGCGGAGAGGAAGAGGAAGCGGCUCUGACUUCUCUCUGGCGCCCACGCUGCUUUCGACACUUUCCCUCCGCCUUUAUUUCACAUAAUUUGGUCACAAUAAUUCAAGAUGGCAAACAUGCUUCAGAAGGUUCAGGAGAUUGGCUCGCACGCCAUGGACAUCUACAACUACCUCUUGGCAGGAAUUGAUCCUCGGCUGAAGGAAUAUCCAAUGAUGCAGACUCCUAUUCCCAUGUCCGCAAUAUUGCUGUGUUACCUCUUCUUUGUACUGUACCUUGGGCCGCGCACAAUGGCCCAUCGGAAGCCCUUCCAGCUGAAGGAAGCCAUGAUAGUCUACAACUUCUCGCUAGUGGCACUUUCGAUAAUCAUCGUCUACGAAUUCCUGAUGUCUGGUUGGGCCACAACAUAUACCUGGCGAUGUGACCCGGUCGAUACGUCCAACAGUCCUCAAGCACUUCGAAUGGUCCGAGUGGCCUGGCUGUUCUGGUUCUCCAAGAUCAUUGAGCUCAUCGACACGGUCUUCUUCGUGUUGAGGAAAAGGCACGGCCAGGUCACCUUCCUUCACAUCUUCCACCACUCCUUCAUGCCCUGGACCUGGUGGUGGGGAAUCGUCCACGCUCCCGGUGGAAUGGGAUCUUUCCACGCCAUGGUGAAUUCCACCGUCCACAUCAUCAUGUAUUUCUACUACGGCCUUUCUGCUGCUGGACCGCGCUUCCAGAAGUUCUUGUGGUGGAAGAAAUACAUGACUGCCAUUCAGCUGAUCCAGUUUGUCCUGGUGUCCCUCCACGCUACCCAGUAUUACUUCAUGGAGAGCUGCGACUACCAGUUCCCCAUCCUCAUCCACCUCAUCUGGAUGUACGGAACCUUCUUCUUCGUGCUCUUCUCCAACUUCUGGGUCCAGGCUUACGUGAAGGGCAAGCGGUUGCCAAAACAGGGAGCCGAGCAGCGCCCGAACGGCGCGGCCGCCCACGCCAACGGCAUCGACCACGGAGCAAGCAACGGCGCCGCUCGCCACGAGAACAGCGGCAGCCACCUGAGCAAGAUGAAGAAGGCCUGAGGCGGCUGGGAUGAACCCGUUUGAAACUACUACGGAUUCCAAAGACUUGUGUUUCUUUUCCCGUUAUUAGUUUUAAUCGCACGACUCGGGGGAAAUGACGUGGUCAAUGAUUUCCACAGUCGACCUCCAAAACUUUUGCUUUGUUUGUUUGUUUGUCGAGCUCGAGUUGGGGAACCAAUUGUAUGAAGAGAAGAUGUUUUUGACCAAAAUAUUAUCUUCACUGAUGUUGCAACGGGCUCCUGGUUCAGCGUCACACUGGUAUUCACCCCACAUGCCUUCACUACUUCUGACCCCCACAUCGCACUGACCUCCCCCCCGAUGACAGAUAACUGUACAGUUUCUAUCAAACUUAUAGUUUUACAUCAAACAAAAUAACUAAUGUGUAUUGGUUUAGACUUUCAAAAUUUUGUUAUAUUGUGUAUUUAAAAUUAAAUGCCAAUAAAUUUUAUUUUUAAUUAUCUUA